Molecule: messenger RNA, 1032 nt
Organism: Arachis stenosperma
Lineage: Eukaryota; Viridiplantae; Streptophyta; Magnoliopsida; Fabales; Fabaceae
Exons: 3
Coding region: 1-1032 (343 amino acids)
Biological process (GO): DNA transposition
Molecular function (GO): DNA binding; transposase activity
Source: RefSeq, a predicted model, not a curated record
AUGAAGUUCAAUACUAAGUGGGAGUUCAAGGAGGCAGUGAGGGAGUUCACUAUCCAAGAAGGGAGACGGAUGAGGUUUAGGAAGAACGAUGGUAAAAGGGUGAGGGCAGUAUGUAAGGUGAAGGAUUGCAAGUGGGUUAUCUACGCAUCAAGGGACCACGAAGACAGUUGCUGGCAAGUUAAGACUUUCUUCAAUAACCACACUUGUCCACGAGAGGAUAAAAACAGGGCAGCAAAUAGAAAUUGGGUUGCAGGUAAGUUGGUAAAAAAACUAAGGAAAUAUCCCAAUUUCAGGAACUGUGAGGCUACAACAUAUUUCAAGACAAAAUAUGACUUGUCGCUCAAUAGGAACUCUAUAUCACGGGCACUGUGUGAUGCUAGAAAUAUAGUCUAUGGGGAUGCCAAGGAGCAAUAUGCUAUGCUUAGGGACUAUGGUGAAACACUAUUGAAAACAAACCCGGGAUCAACUGUUCAGAUUUGCACAAAGCCACAGCCUAGUGGUGAGGUCAUAUUUGAGAGGAUGUAUGUCUGCUUGAGUGGCUGCAAGUCAGGUUUCAAGGCUGGCUGUCGUCCGUUAAUUGGACUUGAUGGGGCUUUUCUAAAAACUAUUUUCGGGGGGAAAAUUCUAUCGGCUGUUGGACAAGAUGCUAAUCAUCAUGUCUAUGUUAUUGCCUGGGCAGUUGUGGAAGUGGAGAACUUUGAGAAUUGGAAGUGGUUUCUAGAGUUGCUACAUGAGGAUCUUGGAGACUACAAGACCCAUGGGUGGAACUUCAUCUCUGAUAUGCAAAAGGGAUUACUGCCUGCUAUGAAAGCCGUGAUGCCUAAUGUGGGACACCGAUUCUGUGUCUGGCACUUGUGGCGAAAUUUCAAUAAGCAGUGGAAGAACCUGGAACUUAGGGGACUGUUAUGGGAGUGUACUAGAGCUACAACAUUUCAAGAGUUUAAGGAAUACAUGGAUAGGAUAAAGCGGCUGAACGAGGACGCAUGGAAGUAUCUUGACAAGUGGCCAAGGGAGGCAUGGACGAGGUCAUAG